Messenger RNA from Moneuplotes crassus, 1209 nucleotides. NCBI's taxonomy places the organism in Eukaryota, Ciliophora, Spirotrichea, Euplotida, Euplotidae. The record is from the annotation of a GenBank genome assembly.
AUGGGAAAUCCACUAUCAUGUUUUUGCAAAAAUUAUGGUCCUGACAAUAAUGAGAUGGUCUGAGUAGCCAAGAAUAAAAGCCUCCAAGAUGAAGAAUACCAGAAUGCUUACCUAAAAAUUGACAAAGCUGGUAGCAACCUUAGAGAUCAAAGAAUGCAAAAUGCCCAGACUCAUCAUAAAAUAGCAAGUAAUGCUAAAGAAAGAGAACAAAGAAUAUUACAGGCUAAGCAAGCUAUAGGAACAAUGAGAGAAAGGUUGAACCCAAGAAGAGAGGAUGCCUGGAAAUUUGGAAGCAUGUCUAUAGAGGAGACAAAGUCAGAUUUUAAUGGGAGAUGGAAAGAAGAGUCUAAGCAAGAGGAGACUAAGCAAGCUGAAAGAAGGGGUAAGAAGGAUGUAGGGAAUGGAUUAAGAAAUAAGCCAAGACAGGAGCCAAAUAAAGUUCACACGGGGGAUCAAGAUAAACAGGCAAAGGAAAACAUUGCAGACUAUGACUAUCUUAGUAUGAUUUGAAAAGAAGUCACAGGUCAAUCCCAAAAAUAUACCUCAAAGUCAAAGUUUGUAAUAGAUCUAUCAGUUGGCUAUCACUUAGAAUUUUUAUUUCAAAUCAGAAAAAGAAUGCCUGAUUUAGAUAAAUUCAUUAUCAAGAACAUCCCUAGCGAUAGGAAAGGAGACGUUAAAGUCUUCUUGCAAAACUACUUUCCUCAAAGUCUAAACACCUUUUGCUUCAACAUAGGAGCUGAUAAAUAUGCUAUUGGAUUGUACAUGAAUGAAUUGAAGAUGUGAUGCCAAAGAGUCCUAAAGGAAAUCCGCAUCCAUGAUUUUGACAUUCGUCAGAAAAACUUCGUUUCUCUUCUUUCAUUAUGUAAGACCAAGGAUAGUCUUAUAUUUAUAAACUGAACCAUAUAUCUUUCUUCAGUCCCAAAACUUGAGAAGAUACUCAUUGGAAGCACUCUGAGGAAGCUAGGUUUGGCUAGAUGAGGCUGUAGCACUAAUGAGAAUCGAGGAACGUUCAGGAGUCACUUCCAAAACCUAAUGUCUGCGCUUUCCAAAUGCAACGACUUUAAAAGAAGCUUUGAAGAGCUUUACAUACCUGGAUGAGGAGUUAAAUCAGAUGUUAUUUCACAGAUUUUAAAGGACAACGGAUUUGCCACGGUCGAACUUUGAAUCAGCUAAAAUUAUGAUCUACUUACAUUUGAUUGGCCAAUAUAA